AUGAGCACCAUAGGUGAAGAGAUAGGUACGAUAACUUCGGAAAAUUUCGGCUUCAAAAAGCUGGGACAAUCAACUAUUUUGCCCUCAUAUGACGAGAAAGUACCGUUUGCUGCAUUACAAAAUUUUGAUAUCUCAAAUACGAAUAAUAGAUAUGUGGCAGCUUCUGCUGACAAAAUUGUUAUUGGCGAACUUCAGCUUUUGAGAGACUUUAUACAAAAUGACUCUCAUGAUGAUGCGUCAUUUCUAUGGGAAAGCAACUUGCGAGACAUCAUUUUGGUCAAGAUAUUUUCGAAUGAUACAGUGAUUGCCAUUCUUAAAAAUGGUACUGUGUAUUCGGUAAGCCUCAGUCGCUUAGGUGAUUUAAAAGAAGUUCAUAAUUUCUCUCAUGGCAUCGUCCAAUCGUUCGCAUCAAAACGACAGAACAGGGGAUUCGUCCUGGAAAGCAAUGGAACGCUGCAUACGUAUGAUCCUGUCAGUGGCGAAACUCAUAAUAUAUUAGAUUCUGUUGCAUCAUUUGAUGUAUUCGAUAAUGUCAUUUAUACCUUUGGGAAAGACUACACAAUAAGGGCACAUAGUUUGGAGUUCAAUGAUGGUAAGGUAGAGUUAAAAUAUGAAGUCAACACCCCAACCGAGAUGGUAGAAGAAUUUCAUGACCAAUAUUUUCCUUUAAGCAUUAAUGUCUUAGACACAAAUCACUUUUUACUCGUUUACGGUUUACUUAAUUCAGAAUCUGACGAUGAAGUAAUAUAUGACCACAAGAUGUUUAUCAUGAAUAAUUCAAGCACUGAGCCAAUAUUUCAAGAAUCCUUUGAUAUUACACCCGCGUUUGGCUCGGUACUACGGUAUCCAGCUUAUUAUAAUUUGAGGUUAUUUGAUUUAGUACCGGAGAGUAAAAUCACUAAUAUAAUUACUUCUUCCUGCUCAAGCGAGGUUACCAUUUGGGAUUCGAAAGAGGUUGUACAACCUUCUCAAGAUAGCGAAAGGGCGGUUUUACCAAUUAGUAAAAUAACAGAUAACGAUACAAACCCUGUCGGAAUAGCACUUGAUAUAUCAACGACUGGAGUCAUCGCAAAUCCUUGUCCAGGCGUUGACGUUGUGGAGGAACUACCAUUAAUUUACAUAUUGAAUAAUGAAGGAAGCGUGCAAAUCGUAGGAUUAUACCACUCAUCUGCCAUCAAGCAAGGGAGAUUUAACAUUAAUGCACUUAGAGAGUAUACCACUGAAGAGGAGGUAGAAGAGGAGAGAGUGACCUCAAAUGUAUCGGAUAUGUCUGUAAAAAAGGGUGAUGAUGAGGGCCAUUCUGAUAGAGAUUUCUCGAAGUUAACCUUGGUAAGUUCUGUAGAUGUUGAGACGGGAAAGUCAAACCCUAUUCAGAGGAGCACCCCUCCAAAAGAACGUCAAGCAACAGACACAGAGGGGCCGCUCCUUUCUAGUACUGCAAGUGGAAAGUCGUUCUUCGAUGGCGAUAAAACGACCUGCGCAACAACAUCCAUUGCAGGUUCUCCUGUAAAUACAAAAGAACAGUCAGAUAUCAACAAAACAUUCAUCGAUAAGCAGUCAGAAAAUUCGGGAUUUGGUUCUACGUAUGGCAAACCAGCAUUUGGAAAGACAGAAUUUGGUAAGGCAGAGUCAGGUCCAACGGUUGGAAAACUAUCAUUCGGUAAAACAGCAUUGGGUGCCACGGAGGCUAGCUCACCAUUUGGCAAACCAUCAUUUGGUAAGACAGAAUUCGGUGCCACGGAGGCUAGCUCACCAUUUGGCAAACCAUCAUUUGGUAAGACAGAAUUCGGUGCCACGGAGGCUAGCUCACCAUUUGGCAAACCAUCAUUUGGUAAGACAGAAUUCGGUGCCACGGAGGCUAGCUCACCAUUUGGCAAACCAUCAUUUGGUAAGACAGAAUUCGGUGCCACGAAGGCUAGCUCACCAUUUGGCAAACCAUCAUUUGGUAAGACAGAAUUCGGUGCCACGGAGGCUAGCUCACCAUUUGGCAAACCAUCAUUUGGUAAGACAGAAUUCGGUGCCAUGAAGGCUAGCUCACCAUUUGGCAAACCAUCAUUUGGUAAGACAGAAUUCGGUGCCACGGAGGCUAGCUCACCAUUUGGCAAACCAUCAUUUGGUAAGACAGAAUUCGGUGCCACGAAGGCUAGCUCACCAUUUGGUAACCCAUCAUUUGGUAAGACAGCAUUCGGUACCGCAGAAGCUAGUCCGCCAUUUGACAAAAUGCAAUUUGGCAGCCAAGAAUCUGGUUCAGCAUUUGGCAAGCCAUUAUUCGGCAAGACAGGAUUUGGCUCCACGGAAAGCAGCGCAUCUUUUGGCAGUUUAGCAUUUGGCAAGACACAGAUUGGUGGCGGAGGAUCCGGUGCAGCAUUCGACAAACCAUCAUUUAGGUCCACGGAAAUAGUCGCAGAGAAAACUAGCUCACAAGAUGAAAAACCGUCACUUGGCAGGACAGAAUUCAGCUCCGCGAAAGUAAGUUCGCCAUUUGGCAAGGCGCAACCUAUUAGCGCGAACUCAGGCUCAACAUUUAUGAAGGCUGAGCUUGACAAAAUGCCAUCCAGUAGUACGGAUACAUCUUCAUCCGAUAAUAAAGACCAUGCUCCGGUAUUUGGCAAGCCAGAGUUUGGUAAAGCACAAUUUUCCAACGCGCAGUUUGAUAAAGAAUUUGGAAAAUCAGGAUUUCGCGGCAACUUACCCAGUUCGCAAUCGGACUCUUUGAAAGCAGGAAAGCAACCUUUUUCAGGCUUUGCAAGCUUCAAUUCUCAAACAGGUAAACUGGACAACCCAUUUCUUUCCUCUUCAAAUUCUCCUUCACCCUUCGCAAAUCUUUCAGAUCUUUCUUUGAAAACAAGUGAGAAAAACCUUAAAACUGCCCUGAAUGAUAAGGGUGAGGAAGAGGUUGAUUAUAGUGAAGUUAUUCCAAAGGACGCGAAUGCAGAAGGUCAGACCGUUCCGGUCCAGAACAAACAAGCAUCCGAUGAAAAGUCGUCCCCAAUAGCAGAAACUGCGGAUAAAAACGUAAUCACAAAUGAAAAAAAGUCGAUUGAAUUAAGGAAGAUGGGUACAUCAAUUAAAAAAGAGGAAGGUAAUAUGUCUGAGCAAGAUCAAGAUCUGAGAGUAGAGGGAAUUGAGGAAUCGCAACCAGAGUAUGAAUCAGAAUUUAAAGGAACAGAGACAGGGUCUGAGAUGCAAAGUGUCAUCUCGAGUAACUCACUUGCUAAUGAUAAAGCCGAACUUCAGGACAGUGAAAAAGGUGAAUCAAUACAGGACAGCGUUGUGAACAGGGAUCUGAGCGAUAAUAGCAGUUCUACUAACGAGGAAUUAACAAAUUUAUCUGACAGCACGAUAGAAGAUACUGCUUCACUUACAAAAUUAUCUAACAAUGACCUCACUAAAGAAAAUUCCAUUUCUUCAAUUGCAGCCCGCUUGAAAGAUAGCGCCAAUAUUCUAGAAACGGGGUCCACUAUCCGUCAAUCUAAAGUGAAAUCUGAUGUCGAUAAAUCACUAUCUCCAUCCUCUUCUUUCAACAAUGAUAUGAAAACCUCUUCUAACUUAGGUUUCACCUUUAAGAAUAUGGGCAGCACUAAGGAAAGAAGAAAAAAUUUGAUUUCAGAAACUAAUGCGGACACUAAUAACUCAUAUAGCACUAUUAAAGGCGCGUCUCCAGUAAUAUCUGAUACGGAAAACUCAAAGAUCAACCCGGAAGUUCAUCAAACGGUGAAAGAAGGCAGUUUCAUGAGAAAUGACGAUCCAGCGCAUAUCAGUAACAACUAUUCAGAGCAGAAAGAAAAACGAGAACACUGUACGUCUACAAUUGCAGGACCCAAACAUGAAAAUAGCGGUGUAUUCAAAACGGAAGUCGCGAAUGCCAAGAGCUCAAAACAGAAAGAAAGUGCAGACUUAGAGGUCCAGAAAAAAGAAUCAAGACAACAAUCAAAUUCCAAAGAUAGCAACAGUGAAGAGUCUUAUGAUGCUUUGGACGACUUCACGCAAGAUGAGCUGGAAAGCGCGAUGGAUAGUGAUCAAGUUACUUACAAUUCUGAGAAACAAAAUACGGAUAAAGAAGUUCAAACAACUGAAGUAUCACUGGAGGAAGCUUCUACUCAAGCAGUACCUAGUAUCGUCUCUCAAAGCAAUCAGACCAACCCAAUCAAGUAUUGCGAUUUUCAAGUCCAGGCAUUCGAAAACAAUGAGGUGCAUUUGGCAACGGCUCACCUACCGCGCCCAUUAAAAGAGUAUUUGACAGGGGCAAUGCUGGGCCAAAUAGAGUAUUUCUCACAAAACCCUACUACACGGUUGAUUGAAAAGAGCUACCACUUGCUCUGUGCCGAAAUGGAGGUUCUUUUAGAUAACAUCACGUUUUUGAAUGAGUUCCUGCAGGAUCAAUCAAUGAAUAACCUUUUCGAGCGAACUGUAGAAAGUUUGCCAAACCUUUAUACUUGGAGGUUAACGGAAGCUAGGAAGUUCCAAGACAUUAUGACAGAAAAAGUGGCAAACUUUUCAAACGUUUCAAAGGUUCAGACUGUAUAUGAAGAAAUUUCCAAGCUAACCAACGAAGAUUUCAAAUCCCUUUCAAAUGAAAUUAAGAGAUGUAAGGAGAUCUAUGAACAAUUACAGUAUAGCGAACAAAACAUAAACAUUAAUGGAUUAAGAGAUCAUCAGUUGAAGAUGCGGAUGCAACUGCGAGAAAAGAUGUCUCAAGUUUAUACAAGACUCGAUAACGUUGAAAAAUCAUUACAGGUACUAAAGCUAUGCACUGUUCAGAAGGAUAAAUUAGGAGGAAUUUCUCUUUUUGAAACAUUAUCAAGAGAUCUUUCAGGGCGUCAGAAUCUGCUGUCAAACAUUGAGCGUUUAAGGGAGGAGCUUCAUGAUCUGAAGGUAGGUGAGUUAUAUGUCAAAGAAAAGAAAGAGAAUGAUACACCACUGAUAAAAGGCGAGAUGGAAACUCUUUCAAUUGUAAAUGUCGGUCUAAGUCUACACAAUAAAAAGGAGCUUGGAAAUAUCCUAAAAUACCGAUCUCUCGAUAUAUAA
Molecule: messenger RNA, 5028 nt
Organism: Zygotorulaspora mrakii
Lineage: Eukaryota; Fungi; Ascomycota; Saccharomycetes; Saccharomycetales; Saccharomycetaceae
Gene: NUP159
Product: FG-nucleoporin NUP159
Exons: 1
Coding region: 1-5028 (1675 amino acids)
Molecular function (GO): protein binding
Source: RefSeq, a predicted model, not a curated record